Dendrobium catenatum is the source of this 729-nucleotide messenger RNA. RefSeq names its product protein CHLORORESPIRATORY REDUCTION 6, chloroplastic-like. The transcript has 4 exons. Gene Ontology annotation, cellular component: chloroplast. NCBI's taxonomy places the organism in Eukaryota, Viridiplantae, Streptophyta, Magnoliopsida, Asparagales, Orchidaceae. Gene Ontology annotation, biological process: NAD(P)H dehydrogenase complex assembly. Bases 1 to 729 code for a protein of 242 amino acids. The record is from RefSeq and is a predicted model, not a curated record.
AUGUCGCUCGCGGCCGUCGCCAGUAACCCCUCUCUUCUCUCAUGUUUAAGUGGGAAAAACCCUAGUUUCAGCUUCAAAACUUUGCUUCAAUUCCAACUCGCGUCCUCUUCACAAAAUCGCUCUAAGCUUGAUGUUUCGCUCUCCGUCGCUUUCAAUCCUUCGGGAAAUUUUGAUCUUUCUUUAACUGGAGCUGCUGAAGAUACCCAGAAUGUUGCACCUCCACUGCCUUCAACUGAGGGGCGCAUUGAAAUUGUCAUUAAUAAUGACAUCAUUCGACAACUUGAUUUGUCCCCCAUUUUUACAAUCAAUGGAGCUAAGCCAACAUUGAUUUUAGAGAAGACAGUUGGUUUCACCAUCAAUUAUGAAAGGGAAGACCCAUAUGACAAUCGUGAGCUAUCAGAAUUUCCUGAUAUUAGGCUUUGGUUUGUGAGGCAUGAUGCUUUGUUUCCCUGGUUUUUUGUAGUAUUGGACUGGAGAGCUGGAGAACUUGCUCGAUAUGCGGCAAUGCUUGUUCCUCAUCAGAUGAGCAUGACAAAAGGCAUCGUGUUUAACCCAGAGGCUCUGGAGUUGUUAGUGCUGAACAAGGUAUUUAUUGUGCAUGCCUGGUUGAAGCAGCAAAAGAUCCCAAAACCUGAGCCGAAGACAAGUGACAUGGCCAGAAUGCUUGGCUUUGGAAUAGGGGAGGAGUUCUUUAACUUGAUUGAAAAGCAUCCAGUGAACAUAUCAUAG